Erinaceus europaeus (western European hedgehog) is the source of this 4903-nucleotide messenger RNA. RefSeq names its product zinc finger CCCH-type containing 6 (gene ZC3H6). The transcript has 12 exons. Bases 374 to 3916 code for a protein of 1180 amino acids. Gene Ontology annotation, cellular component: nucleus. Lineage: Eukaryota; Metazoa; Chordata; Mammalia; Eulipotyphla; Erinaceidae. Gene Ontology annotation, biological process: negative regulation of DNA-templated transcription. The record is from RefSeq and is a predicted model, not a curated record. Gene Ontology annotation, molecular function: metal ion binding; RNA binding.
CGGGUGCCGCCAUGUUGGUGAGGAGAAAUCACCGUUACGGCUACUGUCCAAAUCCCCGCGUCGCUGCACGCCGCCCGCCCGCUCCAAAGCCUCAGCCACCGGCGGCGAAUAGAGACUAAAGCGGCAGCGCCGGCAGCGCGGGGCCGUUGCCCAGUGUUUGCAGUUAGAGCCCCAUCUCUCUGGCGUGGUUGUUAAUAGACUGGAAAGUCUGUGUCUGUGUCGCUCACUAGUAACCGUGAGUUUUUACCACUUCGUCACCUCCCGGCGGCGGCCGGGAGCAGGUACCCGCAGGCGGCGCAGGGGUCCUCCCCGCGCCCCGCCGCCGCCGGCCUCGCAGACCUGCCCUCCAGCCCCGCCCCGUUCUUGACCAAACAUGACAGACUCUGAACAUGCAGGGCACGACAGAGAAGAUGGUGAAUUAGAAGAUGGUGAAAUAGAUGAUGCAGGAUUUGAUGAAACACAAGAACAGGAAGCAAAAGAAGAUGAAAAGCAGAAAAAUGAGAAAGUAUAUAGAAAAUCAAGAAAAAAACACAAGAAAGAAAGAGAGAAGAAAAAAUCCAAAAGAAGAAAACGUGAAAAGCAUAAGCAUAAUUCUCCAUCUAGUGAUGAUAGUUCAGACUACAGCCUGGAUUCAGAUGUUGAACAUAGUGAAAGUUACCACAAGAAGAGAAGUGGCUCCUACAGGGAUUAUGACAUUCCAUUUUCUCAGCAUGGUCAUAUAUCAGGAAGCUAUGUGACAUCAAAGAAGAGCCAACAUAACAAAAAAUUUAAGAGUAAAGAGUAUGAUGAAUACAGUAACUACAGUGAUGACAACUUUGGUAUCUACAGUGAUGACAACUUUGGUAACUAUAAUCAGGAAACAGAGGAAGAUUUUGCCAAUCAGCUAAAGCAAUACAGACAAGGUAAAGAAACCUCAAAUACUGGUUUAGGAUCAUCAUAUUCUAAAGAACAAGGAAAAAAACAAAGAGUGAAAGGAGGUCAACAAGGUAUUGAACAGAGGACUAAAAGUUACAAUGUUGGUCGUGGACGUGGUUUGCUGAAGAAAAUCAAACGCAAAGACCGUGGGGGAAGAACCAAUAAAGGGUCUAAUAUUUUUUCAGGAACAGAUGACUUUCAAGAGUAUAGUAAACCAGGGAAAAAAUGGAAGGUUAUGACUCAGGAAUUCAUUAAUCAGCACACAGUGGAACACAAAGGAAAACAAAUCUGUAAAUAUUUUCUGGAAGGGAGAUGUAUUAAGGGAGACCAAUGUAAAUUUGAUCAUGAUGCUGAAUUGGAGAAGAGAAAAGAGAUCUGCAGAUUUUAUUUACAAGGAUACUGUACGAAAGGAGAGAACUGUAUUUAUAUGCAUAAUGAAUUUCCAUGCAAGUUCUAUCAUAGUGGAGCAAAAUGUUACCAAGGAGACAAUUGCAAAUUUUCACAUGAUGAUCUAACUAAAGAAACAAAGAAACUUUUGGAUAAAGUGUUGAAUACUGAUGAAGAAGCUGCAAAUGAAGAUGAAAGAGAACUAGAAGAACUUAGAAAGCGAGGCAUAAUUCCUCUGCCCAAGCCACCUCCAGGAGUUGGGCUUCUGCCAACCCCAUCAGAGCAUUUUCCCUUUUCUGAUCCUGAAGAUGAUUUUCAGGCAGAUCUCUCUGAUGAUUUCAAGAAAAUUCCAUCUCUUUUUGAAAUAGUUGUAAAACCUACUGUGGACUUAGCACAUAAGAUUGGAAAAAAGCCACCAGCAUUUUAUAACAGUGCCUCACCACCAGGACCACAGUUUCAGGAAAACAGCCCACAUUCUCAACACAUCUAUAGUUCUGAGUCAAGUCCAGGUCCUGGACCUAAUAUGUCUCAGGAACACAACAGCCCUGUAAUGCACCCAGGCUCCCCCAGACAUCAACCAUGUGCAGGACCUCCUGGUCUCCCUGUGCCACAGAGCCCACCUUUGCCACCUGGUCCACCUGGAAUUGUAGGCCCUCCUACUCAAGCUGGAGUAAUUGUCCAACCGGAUAUGCCUUUGACACCACCAAAUAUGAAUGAUGCUUACCAUUGUUCAGGUUUUCCAGAACACAUGAUGAAAGUACCUAGAGAAAAUCACUGUUCUCCAGGUUUAUCACACCUGCAAAAUCCAGGUGAAAUGCAGCUCAAUACCAGUUAUGAAUCUCUGCAAAAUCCAGCUGAGUUUUAUGAUAGCUACUAUUCACAGCAUGCUCUACAAAAUUUUCAGUCACCCAGUAGCUCCAGUGAUGGGAUGUGGCAUUAUGAAUUUGCCCAGCAUCAGCCUCCCGUUGUUCAAGACUCGCCUAAUCAUGGAAGUGAGUCUGAAGGCACCAGCAAUGUGGCAGGUCAUAGUCCCCUAGCUACAUCAGCUCUCCUUCCAGCAGUACAAAGAGCACUUUUUGUCAGACUUACUCAGAAAUGCCAAGAAGGUGAAGAACCAAGUAGCAUUCAACCUCAAAAGGCACCAAGCAAAGAAGAAGAUGAUACUGUUAACUGGUAUUCAAGUAGUGAAGAGGAAGAAGGAAGCAGUGUCAAGUCAAUAUUGAAAACAUUACAGAAACAAACAGAAACAUUAAGAAAUCAACAAGCUUCCACAGAACUCAGCACUCCUACAGAUCCAAGACUUGCUAAAGACAAAAGAAAAAGAAGCCAAGUUGUUGAUCCUAGACUGAGGACUAUCCCAAGACAAGACAUUAGAAAACCUGAGUCUUCUCCACUGGAUUUUAGACUUGCAUGGGAUCCCAGGAAGUCAAGAGGAAAUGGAAGUGGAAGUGGUUCUGUUGGUGGAGCAAAGUUAGAUUUACAUCAUGCAAAUGCUGACACUAAUGUCAAAAACAGAAGAGGAUAUGAUGAUGAUGAAGACACAGAGAGAGAACUUAGAGAAAAAGCUUUCUUAAUACCUUUGGAUUCUCCCCCUGGUGUAGUGCUCCAGGACCCAAGAUCUCAAUUGAGGCAGUUCAGUCACAUUAAAAUGGAUAUUAUCCUAGCCAAACCCAACUUUGCAAAACACAUCGUGUGGGCUCCAGAAGAUUUACUUCCAGUUCCUUUACCUAAGCCUGAUCCAGUAUCUUCAAUCAAUUUACCUCUGCCCCCUCUGAUAGCAGACCAGAGGCUAAAUCGAUUAUGGAAUACAAAAAGUGAUCAUCAAAACACAGGGCCCAGUGAUUCAAAAUUAGCAGCCAAAACCAAAAUUAACACAACAAACAGAGAAGGCUACCUAGAGCAAUUUGGAGACUUACAUAGUUCAGGAAGCAAAUUAGGAGAUCCUAGGCUGCAAAAAAAUUUUGAUCCUAGACUCCACAGACUGCAUAAUACAGAGUCUCAUCAAGCUGUUCUGAAGGAUUCACAUAUGUCAAAGAGUGCCCCUCAUUUAGUUCGAUCAAACUCUGGCUCCUCACAGCCCUCAGGGACAGUAAUUAGCAAUUCUAGUCCUAGGGCCUUGCCUCCAUAUGCCCCUAAACUCUCCUCUUCAGCUGGCCUUUCACUGGUAACUACAAGUUCAGUUCUUAGUGGUAUUAGUCUGUAUGACCCUAGGGACCAUGGUUCAUCAUCUACAUCAGAUCUAGUAACAGAACAUACAGACAACCAGAAAAAAGCUGGUGUUUUAAAAAGUAGUGACAAAAAUGAACCUUCUCCAGGAGGUGCAGUCCUGCCACAGAAAACCUCUGUAAAUGUGGAAGUCACUGCGGAUGAGCCAGUUGGCCCACAGGCAGAUAGUCUCGGGGGUUCCAAUGUGGUUCAGGUCCCAGCAGUUCACAGUCUUCCUAUUCAGGCAUUAUCAGGCUUAAUAAGACCCCAGUAUAGCGAUCCAAGGCAGGGAAAACAGUCAGAACAGGUGAGCCCCACUCCAGAUAAUGAUCCCAGUAGAGAAGCAGAUGACAAAUCUCUAAAAGAGGUUUUUAAAACUUUUGACCCAACUGCUUCACCAUUUUGUUAACUGUUGUGUAUUUAAGCAAUUCUUUUUCUUUUUUGUGACUAUUGCAGUCCUCUGCUGUUUUGUAACUGGUUACCUCUAUAGUUUAUUUAUUUUUAAAUUAUAAAUACUUUUCAGCUGCUAGUAUCAGAACCACAAGAAGUUAUAUCCUCUAAAGCCUGUGGUAUUUUAUAUAAUAUUUUUAUAACUUUGAGAGACUGUAGUAAUUGACAUAGAUCUACAUAUCAUGUUAGCUUCAGUGAAAGUACCAUUAUUGUUAAUAAACCAUCAUGAACUCUGCAUUCUGCUUGAAUAUAUGCCAGUUGUCUUUCAUAAUCACUGUUUAGAUAAAUGAUUACCACUUUUAUAUGGUUGUUAGUUUUAAGCAAUAUGAUAUAUAUUACUUUUGAGAAACAGUAUUUUGACUAGAAUCCUCUAUUUGUCAACACAGAAAAGAUUAAAUGUAAUGCUCACUGCUAACAAAAUUGUAAAAUAAACAUUUUCUUAAUUUCAAUGAGCAAAGAAGUUCAUGUUUAAGGGCAUCACUUUUAUUAGUAUUGGCAAUAGUAUUUGUGUAAGUGAAACAUUUAAAUGUCUUAUCUUUGAAGUAUUUUAUUGUAUACUGUAUAUAGAAGUUAGAGAAAUACAAGUUGUUUUUGUUAAAGUGAAAAAAAAUCCCAAGUUCUCUAACAUGACUUACAAUUUUCAUAUUAAAUAGAUAUGAAUCACUGUUGUGUUAUAUUAUGAUGUUAAUGUGUUUCACUUUUUUUUGUUUUUUAGCAGCAUAAUUUAUUACUUUUACAAAUGAUAUAACUGCAAUAAUUGUAUUCAUCAUGACUUUGGAAAUUUUCAGACAAGUUUUAAAAGAUCCAGUGAGGCUCUGUAGUGAUUAUUGCAUUGAUAAUGUUUUAAAUGUACAAGUUCUAUAUUUUUCCCUAGAUAACAAGCAUAAACAGAGAUUGAAGGUAUAGUUAACUGUAUACUAUCAAUAAAGAAUAUCUUUCGAUCUCA